AUGGCUGCUGUCGUAAACGCUCAACCACCUGUCGCUGCCCAGGCGCAGGCGCCAGUCAAGGCCAAGAAAGCCCAGGUUGUUACGCCUGGCAUCUCACUCAUCGCCGGUGCUGCGGGCGGCAUGUGCGAGGCGACUGCCACUUAUCCCUUUGAAUUCGCCAAGACGAGAGCCCAGCUCAGCAGAUCAGCCCAAGGGGCUGCCGCCGUUGCCGGAUCGAGGAAUCCUCUGGCCGUCAUUGCGCAGACGGCUCGCACAGAUGGCAUUGGCGCAAUCUACACGGGCUGCUCGACGCUGAUUGUCGGCACUGCCUUCAAGGCCGGUGUGCGUUUCCUGUCCUUUGACGCCAUCAAGGGCAUCCUGGCCGACUCCGAGGGGCGCCUCUCUCCCGCGCGGGGCAUCCUUGCUGGCAUGGUCGCCGGCGCCGUCGAGAGCGUCGUGGCUCUUACACCCACAGAGCGCAUCAAGACAGCAUUAAUCGACGAUGCUAGGUCAAGUACACGCCGGUACAAUGGCGGUAUUCACGCGAUGCGGUCCAUCAUCGCGGAGCGAGGCAUCCGUGAAAUCUACCGUGGUCUCCUCUCCACAACCUUGAAGCAGUCUGCCACCUCGGCAACCCGCAUGGGCUCCUACAACAUCAUCAAGGAAGCGGUCGCCGCGCGAACAGACGUCAAGAACAUGAAGAACCCAGCCCUCACAUUCGGCAUGGGCGCUGCGGCAGGCGUCAUCACCGUCUAUGUCUCGCAGCCGUUCGACACCAUCAAGACGAGGACGCAGGGUGCUAAGGGUGCCACCACAAUGGAGGCGAUCCGCGACGUCCUUAGGGAGGGCGGCGUGCGGACUUUCUGGAGCGGGAGCUCCAUGAGGCUGGGCAGGCUGAUCCUCAGUGGAGGUAUCGUCUUCACUGUGUAUGAGAAUGUAUCGGGGUUCCUGAUGGGAUUCAAGCGGUGA
Molecule: messenger RNA, 948 nt
Organism: Emericellopsis atlantica
Lineage: Eukaryota; Fungi; Ascomycota; Sordariomycetes; Hypocreales; Bionectriaceae
Product: tricarboxylate carrier protein
Exons: 3
Coding region: 1-948 (315 amino acids)
Biological process (GO): mitochondrial citrate transmembrane transport
Source: RefSeq, a predicted model, not a curated record